Scomber japonicus (chub mackerel) is the source of this 2487-nucleotide messenger RNA. RefSeq names its product gamma-aminobutyric acid (GABA) B receptor, 1b (gene gabbr1b). The transcript has 18 exons. Lineage: Eukaryota; Metazoa; Chordata; Actinopteri; Scombriformes; Scombridae. Gene Ontology annotation, biological process: gamma-aminobutyric acid signaling pathway; G protein-coupled receptor signaling pathway. Gene Ontology annotation, cellular component: membrane; G protein-coupled receptor heterodimeric complex. Gene Ontology annotation, molecular function: G protein-coupled GABA receptor activity. The record is from RefSeq and is a predicted model, not a curated record. The coding region runs from base 16 to 2487 and encodes 823 amino acids.
GGCGCCCUCUUCCCCAUGAGUGGUGGCUGGCCUGGGGGCCAAGCCUGCCUCCCCGCUGCUCAGAUGGCCCUGGACCUGGUGAAUAAGAGGACUGACAUACUUCCAGACUACGAGCUGGAGCUGAUACACUAUGACAGUAUGUGUGAUCCAGGGGAAGCCACCAAACUGCUAUAUGACCUUCUGUACACGGAGCCAAUUAAGAUAGUUCUGAUGCCGGGGUGCAGCUCCGUGUCCACCCUGGUGGCCGAGGCUGCUCGUAUGUGGAACCUCAUAGUGUUGUCCUAUGGCUCCAGCUCUCCGGCUCUUUCCAAUCGCCAGCGUUUUCCCACCUUUUUCCGCACUCAUCCGUCUGCCACCCUGCACAACCCCACUCGUGUGCAGCUCUUCCAGAAGUGGAAAUGGACGAAGAUUGCCACCAUUCAGCAGACAACAGAAGUGUUUACAUCAACUCUAGAUGAUCUUGAGGAGAGAGUCAAAGAAGCAGGAAUUGAAAUCAGCGUUCGCCAGAGCUUCCUCACCGAUCCAGCUGUGGCUGUCAAAAACCUCAAGCGCCAGGAUGCCAGAAUUAUUGUUGGCCUCUUCUAUGAGACGGAAGCCAGGAAGGUCUUCUGUGAGGUAUAUAAAGAAAAGCUGUAUGGGAAGAAGUAUGUGUGGUUCCUUAUCGGCUGGUAUGCAGACAACUGGUUUAAGAUCAAGGACCCAUCUAUCAACUGCACAGUGGAGCAGAUGACAGAGGCUGUGGAGGGUCAUGUGACCACUGAGAUUGUCAUGCUCAACCCAGAGACAGUGCGAGGAGCCUCCAACCUGACCUCCCAGGAGUUUCUAGCCCAGCUGAUGAAUAAACUCGGGGGUAAAAAUCCAGAAGAGACUGGUGGUUUCCAGGAAGCCCCGCUGGCCUAUGAUGCUGUUUGGGCUCUUGCUCUGGCCCUCAACAAGACUGUGGGGCCUCUAAAGUCCAUUGGUCAUCGGCUAGAAGAUUUCAACUACAACAAUCGAGGUAUCACAACCGAGAUCUACCGAGCCCUCAACACCAGCUCCUUUGAAGGAGUUUCAGGUCACGUUGUGUUUGACGCUCAAGGUUCUCGCAUGGCCUGGACCCUCAUUGAACAGCUUCAAGGAGGGAGUUAUAAGAAGAUUGGAUACUACGACAGCACUAAAGGCAAUCUGUCCUGGUAUGGGAAUGACAAGUGGAUAGGCUCUGGACCACCUGCAGACCAGACAGUGGUCAUAGAGGAGUUUCGCUACCUGUCCCAAAAACUCUUUGUGUCAGUGUCUGUCUUUGCUGGGUUGGGCAUCCUGCUGGGAAUUGUUUGCCUCACCUUCAACAUCUACAACAGCAAUGUCAGGUACAUUCAGAACUCUCAGCCCUACCUUAACAACAUGACUGCAGUGGGUUGUAUGAUGGCUCUAGCUGCUGUCUUCCCUCUGGGCAUUGAUGGUCUACAUGUCCACAGGAGGCAGUUCCCUGUCGUCUGCCAGUUCCGCCUGUGGCUGCUCGGUCUGGGUUUCAGCCUUGCUUAUGGCAGCAUGUUCACCAAGAUCUGGUGGGUCCACACAGUCUUUACCAAGAAGGAUGAAAAGAAGGAUAAGAGGAAGCACCUGGAGCCAUGGAAACUCUACACUACUGUUGGCAUUCUGCUUGGCAUCGAUGUCCUGUCUCUCAUGAUCUGGCAGAUUGUGGAUCCGUUACAUAUCACAGUGGAGAAAUUCACCAGAGAAGCCCCAAAAGGAGACCUGGAUGUUUUGAUCCAGCCAUUACUGGAGCACUGCAGCUCAGAAAAGAUGAACACUUGGCUAGGUGUGGUGUAUGGUUAUAAAGGCUUACUGCUGCUGCUUGGCAUCUUCCUGGCCUAUGAGACCAAGUCCAUCUCCACAGAGAAGAUCAAUGACCACCGAGCUGUGGGCAUGGCCAUCUAUAAUGUUGCUGUGCUGUGUAUGAUCACAGCUCCGGUCACAAUGAUCCUGUCCUCCCAGCAGGACGCCUCCUUUGCCUUUGCCUCCCUGGCCAUUGUCUUUUCAGUCUACAUCACCCUGGUGGUUCUGUUCAUUCCCAAGAUGCGGCGCCUGAUCACACGAGGUGAAUGGCAAUCAGACGCGCAGGAGACCAUGAAGACCGGCUCGUCCACCAACAACAACGAUGAGGAGAAAUCCAGACAGCUGGAGAGAGAGAACAAAGAGUUACAGAAGAUCAUCCAAGAGAAAGAAGAACGUGUGUCAGAGCUGAGGAACCAGCUCUCUGAGCGACAGGCCCUGCGAUCAAGGAGAAGAGCAUCCACCAUUACUAAUCAGAACCACAGCUCUCCCCCACUCACCAUCCCCCAGAGUGACCCCAGAUCCCUGGCCCCUCCUCCAGGGUACCCAGCCCCCACCUCUGACCUCCACCCUGUUCCUCCGUCCUUUGCCAACUCAUCCAGCCUCUACCAGCCGGACAGCAAGAUCAGCCGCAAUAACUGCCACACCAGUCGACUGCAGCUGCUUUACAAGUGA